Lodderomyces elongisporus is the source of this 822-nucleotide messenger RNA. RefSeq names its product Dpp1p (gene DPP1). Gene Ontology annotation, molecular function: phosphatidate phosphatase activity. Gene Ontology annotation, biological process: phospholipid metabolic process. The record is from RefSeq and is a predicted model, not a curated record. The transcript has a single exon. Bases 1 to 822 code for a protein of 273 amino acids. NCBI's taxonomy places the organism in Eukaryota, Fungi, Ascomycota, Pichiomycetes, Serinales, Debaryomycetaceae.
AUGCUGCAGCUUUACUUUUCGUCGUCCAGAUUUCGCAGCUAUCUUCCUGAUUGGGGUAUUGUUUUGGUACUUUUUUUCAUAUUCUUUUAUAUAACAGAGCAGAUCCAACCAUUUGAACGUCAGUUCACCAUAAAUGAUCCACGUCUUUUGCAUCCAUUUGCCAAAGUUGAGCGUGUUAGUGACCACCAGCUAUAUUUUUAUUCCACGGUGCUUCCAAUUUUGAUAAUCAUGAUAUCGUCUUUGUUGCUUGGUGGUAAUCAGUUUGAAAAGUACCACUUGGCCCAAAAGUCUAUUUUGGCACUCUUGUUCAGCGUUAGUAGUGUUUCUGUUUUAACUGAUAUAUUGAAAGUGUGGAUUGGUAAUCAUAGGCCCGAUUUCAUUGUGCGAUGUGGACCCAAGAAGGGAACACCCACGAAUAGAAUGGUAAAUGUUGCAGAGGUGUGUACUGCACCAUUGGGCGAAGCUUAUUUGGCAGAUGGGAUGAAGUCUACGCCAUCGGGACACUCAUCAAUGGCCUUUGCUGGGUUAUUUUUCCUUAGUUUAUGGGUGAUUGGUCAAUGGAAGCUCUUGAGUCGAAAGGCUUCAGGGAGGAGCCAAUGGCACAAGGGUGAGAGUACCAUUGCCAAUGUGAUUGUUGCAUGUUUACCAACUCUUUUGGCAACUUAUAUUGGGCUAAGCAGGACGCAAGAUUAUAGACAUCAUUUCUUUGAUGUAGGUUUUGGUACGUUUUUGGGAGUAUUAUUUGCAUCGUUACUGUACUGGAAGUAUUUUGGGUUUACUGAAAGUACAGGGGAAGAAAACGAUCUUGUGGACUAUGUAUGA